This is a messenger RNA of Penicillium arizonense, 1290 nucleotides long. Its product is annotated as SPFH domain-containing protein. The record is from RefSeq and is a predicted model, not a curated record. Bases 1 to 1290 code for a protein of 429 amino acids. The transcript has 2 exons. Gene Ontology annotation, cellular component: membrane. NCBI's taxonomy places the organism in Eukaryota, Fungi, Ascomycota, Eurotiomycetes, Eurotiales, Aspergillaceae.
AUGGAGGGCGCAACCCGCCAGACCUCCAGGUUGCUCCGGUCUCGUGGCCAGAACCUCCUUCCCCAACAACGCCGCCUCCCACGCACCAGCACCGGGUCAACCAGCACAGUCCUGCACCAGACUCAAUGUCGAACCCUCUCAAAUUCUUCUAGGAGUCUCGCCCCAGAGUCCCUCUUCAAUAGCCUUAAAGCCGGUGGCCCAUACGGCGACGGACCCACCACCUAUUUCUCCAACAAACAGCCCCUACCCGCAAACACUGUUGUGCGAUUCGUGCCACAGCAAACAGCAUGGAUUGUCGAGCGCAUGGGAAAGUUCCACCGCAUCCUCGAGCCCGGUCUGGCAAUCCUCGUUCCGUUCUUGGAUCGCAUUGCCUACGUGAAGAGCUUGAAGGAGUCCGCCAUCGAGAUUCCCAGCCAGAACGCCAUUACGGCGGAUAAUGUCACACUGGAACUGGAUGGUGUGCUAUACACGCGUGUAUUCGAUGCGUACAAGGCAAGCUACGGAGUCGAAGACGCAGAAUACGCCAUUUCGCAACUGGCGCAGACAACGAUGCGAUCCGAAAUCGGUCAGUUGACACUCGACCACGUCCUCAAGGAACGUGCCAACCUCAACACAAACAUUACAAAGGCCAUCAACGAGGCCGCCCAGGAAUGGGGUGUCGUUUGCCUGCGAUAUGAGAUCAGGGAUAUUCAUGCACCCGAGAAGGUCGUGGCUGCCAUGCACCGCCAGGUGACAGCCGAGCGGUCGAAGCGCGCUGAGAUUCUUGACUCCGAGGGUCAGCGCCAGAGUGCCAUUAACAUUGCCGAGGGUCGCAAGCAGUCGGUCAUCCUGGCUUCUGAGGCGCUACGCGCCGAGCAGAUCAACCGCGCUUCCGGUGAAUCCGAGGCUAUUCAGCUCAAGGCCAAGGCUACCGCUCUCGGUAUUGAGGCUGUUGCCCGCGCCAUCGAGGAGAAUGGCCAGAAUGCUCACAGCGCUGUUAGCUUCAGAGUUGCUGAGAAGUAUGUCGAUGCUUGGUCGAACCUAGCGCGCGAGGGUACCGCCGUCGUUGUUCCUGGUAAUGUCGGUGAUAUGGGUGGCAUGAUUGCCAACGCGAUGGCUGUCUACGGAAAGGUCAGCCAGACGCAGGCUCGCAGUAUGGCCGCGAAGACUCUUGGAGUGGACGAUGUCUCCAAAUCAUCGCAAAGCUCGGAACAUGGCGUCGACCAGAAGAGCUUCGGGGAGGAGGCGCAGGGGACGGCUCAGUCGGAUAUCUUGGAAGGAUUCGAUCUAGCCAACAAGCAAAACAAAUAG